GUUGGCCCAGUCGUAGAUUGGGACGCGUGGAACGUUGACGCGGUACUUGCAGCUGUCGACGGCGUAUAUUUUCUCUCUCGGUAUUUCUUCUACACGUGAUAAGCUAAAGUUACCUUUCGGUGGUGCUGCUGCUGAUUAGUCUGUCGUUAUUAUUAAACAAAACAACAAUUGAAGGUGUCGAAAGGUGUUACAAUUAGAGUGCUAAUGUCAACCACUUACAACUCUGUGCGCGUAGCCUAGCUUGAGUAAACAUUCUUCGCCAAAGGUCGUCUGGACGUGUGCACCAGAAAAGUUGGUUCUGGUGGAAUAUUAGUGAUCUGAAUAUAAAAAUAUUGGUGUGGAUCAACUUGUGAUAAAAUAGUGAUUCCAUAUGCUCGAUCAAGAUCUUGCGUUCGGAAGAAAUCCAAUGAAUGAAUAAUUAGUGCGAGUAAACUAUCCUUAGAGCCGAUGUCUAGGGAGCGAAGAACUGUCUGUGAGGUCGUGGAAACUGACAUGUGUUGAUGAUCGAUGAGAGCGGAAGCGGCAAGUUAGUGGAUACCGGAAACGAUGUCAUCGGAUAGAAUUCACAGAGCUGCCAAGGAUGGUCUGCUGGAUGUCCUCAAGGAAGCCACGCGGUCGGAGGCAAAUUCCAAAGAUUCGGACGGUAUGACACCGGUGCUAUGGGCGGCCUUCGAGGGUCGAUUGGAGGCGCUAAAACUACUAGUUGGGAGAGGUGGAGAUCCGGACAAAUCGGACCAGUUUGGAAACUCGGCACUGCAUUUGGCUGCCGCCAAAGGACACAUGUCGUGUGUGGAUUUUCUGGUCCAGUUCGGGGUCAACCUGUAUGCGCUGGACAUCGACAACCACAGUGCGCAAGAUUUGGCAGCCAUAAAUAAUCGCGAUGCCAUUCUACGUUAUUUGGAUGCGGCGUCAGCUAAUUUGGAGGCGGUGGACAAACGAAAGGUGCGGGAACUGAAAGAACAUGCGAAGAAAAAAUCGGAGAAGCGAGCCCGUGAGUUCAACAGAAGGCAGCAGAAACUGGAGCAAGGAUACGAUGAGGAUACCCGCGUUCGGCCGCACCGGCCGUCGAAUAUGCUACAGAUGAUCAAGCACAAAAUUUGGUCCGGGAGCCAGGGCAAUCUGAAGGCCUCUCAGAAAGACAAUGUUAACGGCAAUUCUACCAAGUUCAGUGCUUUGGUUGGUGGAACCGUGAGUGGAUCGAGAGGAGCGGUGAAGAAGCGAGCAGAAGCAUCCAAGUUGAAACAUCAGAUGGAGAAUGGAGCAUUCAAAAUUGGUGAGGUAGAGCCAACGGGUAAAAGAAGUAUCCGAUCGAUCCAAGGAAUGCAGCGUGAUUCGGAAAUUUUGUAUGUGGGGACAUACAACUCUGCGGACGAUAACAGUAAUCGGGGGAAAAUAAAGGAUGUUUUUGAAGUUGACUCUCAUGCCUACGAAGAUAUGGACGAUGAGGACAGUGGAAGUGGUGGAUCAAACACGAAGUUCAAUACUAUGACCAGAUCAGUUAGUCAACCCGAUUUUUUGGCCAAUUUAAAUGAUGACCUCACCAAUGACGUGCUGUUACAAAACCGUCCCAGCCUUUUCAAUAGGCCUUCUGGGAAUUUAGCAAUGACCCGAUCGGUCUCCACUGUGUUGGCUCAACUAGGUAACGAACAUUCCGCGAAUGAAUCUUCUGAUGGAUCCACAAAGCGAAAGUUGAAGCAUGGACCAAUCAAACCUCGCACACAAUUGGUUAUCUCGGACUCGGAUAGUGACCAGGAUAGUUCGGAUAAUGAUGAAAACGAGUCCCUAGCAAUUUUGCGCUUCUUGGCAGCGUUUAAGCUCGAGGACUACUAUCCAAUCAUGCAGAAAAAUGAAAUUGACAUGGAGACAUUAAUGCUUUUGACCGAGGGAGACAUAAAAUCGUUGGGUCUCCCCCUGGGUAUUUACAGACGACUCUGCAACGCUAUACAGGAACGAAAAGAAGCUCUAGCCAGCCCCGGCACCAUAAUGGACAGUCGACUAUAAUUAUCGAUGCAGUGGUCGCCAUGCAAUCUUGCCCUAACUUGAUGUAGAAAAUGAACAUUUUAUUGUACAUAGUGAAUUAAAUUAUUUGAAUUUUAACAAACAAUGUAGAAUAUGAAAUCCAGAACAA
Toxorhynchites rutilus septentrionalis is the source of this 2128-nucleotide messenger RNA. It is a transcript of the gene Sans, whose product is annotated as pre-mRNA splicing regulator USH1G. NCBI's taxonomy places the organism in Eukaryota, Metazoa, Arthropoda, Insecta, Diptera, Culicidae. Gene Ontology annotation, molecular function: protein binding. The transcript is spliced from 8 exons. The record is from RefSeq and is a predicted model, not a curated record. The coding region runs from base 547 to 2001 and encodes 484 amino acids.